Messenger RNA from Schistocerca gregaria, 532 nucleotides. RefSeq lists its product as uncharacterized. The transcript is spliced from 4 exons. The record is from RefSeq and is a predicted model, not a curated record. Lineage: Eukaryota; Metazoa; Arthropoda; Insecta; Orthoptera; Acrididae. Bases 85 to 474 code for a protein of 129 amino acids.
GGUGUUAGGCAGUCUCUACCCCCAUCCCAGUUGGACCCCUCACUGCCUCCACAGUGGGGGCCUCUCCCCAUCCCACUGAAAAGCAUGUAUACAGUAGAAUCUCUGUGCAGCACCAGCAGAACAUCAUAUGAGGGUGGCUCAGCAGAGGGUGCAGCUACAAUUGGUUCUACCCACAAGCAUGGAUCCUGUACAGGAUUUCCACAACAUGGAGCAAUGGGAGGAAUUAUGUUGACUAGCAGAGAAACAGCCAGCCCAAUGACUGCAUCUGGCAUCCAUAUGACACCAUAUAGCAAGCCGUCAACUGAAUACAAGUUGAAGCAAAGGAGAGGAGAAUUUCCACAACAUGGAGCAAUGGGAGGAAUUAUGUUGACUAGCAGAGAAACAGCCAGCCCAAUGACUGCAUCUGGCAUCCAUAUGACACCAUAUAGCAAGCCGUCAAUUGAAUACAAGACGAAGCAAAGGAGAGGAGAGUAGGAGUGGUUUGGAGGUGUCAUUUGUGAUACACAAAAAGAAGUAGUUGUUUUGUGCAUCA